Drosophila suzukii is the source of this 864-nucleotide messenger RNA. RefSeq names its product CLIP domain-containing serine protease HP8. Gene Ontology annotation, molecular function: serine-type endopeptidase activity. The record is from RefSeq and is a predicted model, not a curated record. Lineage: Eukaryota; Metazoa; Arthropoda; Insecta; Diptera; Drosophilidae. Gene Ontology annotation, biological process: proteolysis.
UGGUUCGUCCUGACCGCAGGCCACUGUGUCCAUGUUAGUAUUUAUAAUAUUGGCGAUCUUCAAAAAGUGCGCUUGGGCGCACAUUACACCGAUCCGAAUAGAAAAAUGCCGGGUGCUCUGCCUAUUGUUGAAAUCGACGUGGAUCGAAUUAUAAAGCAUGAUCAGUACUUCCAUUCGACUAGUUUUAGGAACGACAUAGCCUUGCUGCGACUGAAAAUGCCAGUACGUUAUUCGGUGGCAAUACAACCGAUUUGUCUUCCCACCGCGGAAGCACCACAUCAUGAUCGAAUUUUUGAAGCAGCCGGCUGGGGAAACGGAAGUCCAGUACUGGUGCGCAAAUUCCUCAAGGAAAAUCUUCCAAAUAAUACGCUAUGUAAAAACGAGGCAUUUGUAUCAAAAUUACAAAUCUGUGCAGGUGGUCGCGAGGGUGGAGAUGAUUCGUGUAAAGGUGAUUCUGGCGGUCCCCUGAUGAGCACCACAACAGAAAAUAAAACACUUUUAGCCGGCAUCAUAUCCUUUGGAAAGAAAGGCAAGGCAUCUUUUUACACAGACACUAGACAAUACCUUACAUGGAUAAAGAAGAAAUUGGAGAAAGAUACAAUACAAAAUGUAACAAAAUAUCCCAGUUUUAAACAGUUCAAAAGUCAAGUACAAAAUAAGAAAAAGAAACAUUGGAAAUACAACCUAAAUUAAAUUCUUUUGUAAAUACUAAAUUUUGUAAAUAUUAUAGUAGUAUUAUUUAAUAUUAUAGUAAUCCCACAAACCACCUCAAAUUAGUUUAACACUAAUUGUUAGCUUUAGAUAAAUAAAUAAAUUAAAGGAAUAAAAAAUUAUUUAAGAAAAGAAUCAAGUAUUCCAAAACUU